This is a messenger RNA of Cavia porcellus (domestic guinea pig), 3514 nucleotides long. It is a transcript of the gene Xndc1n, whose product is annotated as XRCC1 N-terminal domain containing 1, N-terminal like. The coding region runs from base 373 to 1623 and encodes 416 amino acids. Gene Ontology annotation, cellular component: nucleus. NCBI's taxonomy places the organism in Eukaryota, Metazoa, Chordata, Mammalia, Rodentia, Caviidae. Gene Ontology annotation, molecular function: damaged DNA binding. The record is from RefSeq and is a predicted model, not a curated record. Gene Ontology annotation, biological process: base-excision repair; single strand break repair. The transcript is spliced from 11 exons.
GAAUGUUUGUGGUCCCGAUUUGAGACAUCCAUGAUUCUUUGAUCUUUAGUGUCCUGGGUGAGAAGCUUAGAGGGUUGUUGGUUGAUAGAGGAGUGGCCGAAAGUGAGAAGCGGUGGCCAUCAGGGAGGUGAACAGAGCUGUAAGGGUCUUCAGCCUCUGAGCAACAGAGAGCAGAGGAGCCGCGUGGCACCUGGACAGCCUCCAGAUUGCUUUUUUCUUAAACUGUCUAGCCUCUCCACACAUCACGGAGUAAUGUAAAUACUUUUGUUCUGUAAACUGAUGAGUGAAACAUUGGCUGCGCCAAAGUGGUAACAGAAGAAAUCCUGGGAGAAAGCAUUUUGCCCUGCACUUGGGAUAGCUGGUAGACCUGUCAUGGCUCCUGUAAAGAUCAGCCACGUGGUAUCAUUUUCUUCUCAGGAUCCCAAAUAUCCUGUGGAGAACUUGCUGACCCCAGACAGUCAGAGGGGACCUUGGCUCAGCUGUCCUCAGGACAAGAGUGGGCAACUGAAAGUGGAGCUGCAGCUGGAGAGGGCAGUGCCCAUUAGCUAUAUUGACGUAGGUAACUGUGGCUGUGCUUUCCUGCAAAUUGAUGUGGGCCGAUCAUCCUGGUCUCUGGAUAGACCUUUCGUCACCCUGCUCCCUGCGACCAUGCUAAUGUCCCUCACUGAUUCAAAGCAAGGAAAGAACCGUUCGGGAGUCCGAAUGUUUAAAGAUGAUGAUUUCCUGGCUCCAGCCUCUGGAGAAUCAUGGGAUAGACUUCGUCUGACCUGCUCUCAGCCCUUCACACGGCAUCAGCCCUUCGGCCUGGCCUUUCUUCGGGUGCGGUCCUCUCUGGAUGCAUUAGGUGACCCUGAGAUGUGUCCUUCAACCGCUAUAAGCUUUGGGCCCAGCCAGGGCUCUUCUGAUGAUCAGGAGUCUGGUCCUAGCCCCUGGCUAGCUAAUCCUUCUAUCCGGAGGACAUUCUUCCCAGAUCCCCCAACGAACUCCAAGGAGGUGUCAGAGCUCAAGGAUUUCCUAAAGCAGCUUCAACCAGGGGCCUUGGGGCGUUCAGCUCGUAUGUUGCUUUCUGCUGCCCGCAAGGCACCUUCAGCCAGUCUGGCAAACCGAAAGAACAACCACACAGACGCAGGUGCCAGGCAGCCAGAGGGUACAGAGCCCAGAGCAGAGGAGCAAAACUCAGAGAAUGAUGGGGGCAGGAAGAAGAGACAGAGAGUGCAGGACCAAAGUGCUGAGGAUUGCACCCAUAGCCCUAGACAUUGUAGAUCCCCGGCCAGCUCAAACUCUCAGUCAAAAAGGAGAGGCACACCAAUAGCAAGGCACAGAGCGCACCGACCCCAGUCGCAAAGCAAUGGCGUCCAGGAUAGGGGACAGUGCCCCAUUUGUGCAGGCUCCUUCAGCGCUGAAAUUCUUCCUCUGCACGCUGCCACUUGUGGAGAGCCCUCCCCACCUCACGCAGCUCCUCCCUCCUCCUCACCAUCUUCAUCCCCGUCUGUGCUGUGGGUGUCCUCCCCCGAGAGCUCGCCGCCCGCUUCCUGGAUCCAGUGCCCCAUCUGCCAGGUGCACUUUGCCGCAAGCGAAGUGGAAGAACACGCCAGCGUGUGUGGGGAAGCUCUUCAGGGCUGAGCCAGGCGGGCUUUGACAAAGACUGGAGAGCGGAUCUCAACAGCCGAGAAGGGCUGACGAUGCUAAGCCUCCCGCCCUGCCUCCCUCCACCUGUUCCCUUGGGACUCUGCCUGAAGUCCCCUCUGAGCCCAGCUUGCUCUCCUUUUCUAGUUGUCAAGGCUCUGUCACCAUAGCACCCAAUUCUCCGAAGGACAGCUCUGUCUUUUUUACCUUUGGAACUUAUGAGUACAAUUGGUGAUCUCUAGGGUCUUGGAACACUAACCAGAAUGUCUUUCCCUUAGUGAGUGGUAUGCAUCCUUGUGCCCAUUUUCCUGCAAGGAAAACUGAGGCCCAGUCAAAUGAAAACUACUACCUGAAAGAUAAAAGCCUGUGGUGAUCUGGGAGACCAGAGUGAGCUUUGAGCAUGAUACUGAUACCCAGAAUCCCAAACAUUUAACUUCCAGUGUUCUUUCUUCUAUACUAGCUAUAUUUGGAUAACAGCUGUGUGACUUUAGCAAUAAUUUGUCUUAUCCGAGCUACUUGGGAGGCUGAGUGAAAAAGAUCACUUGAACCUAGGAAUUCAGGUCCAGCCUGAGCAAUAGAGAGAGCCCUGACUCAAAAAGAGAAAAGUAUCCUGUGCAUGUUUAAGAGUCUCAGCUCUUAGGAGGCUGAGGCAAAAAGAUUGCGAGUUUGAGGCCAGCCUGGACCACACAGCAAGUUCAAGCCUAGCCUAGGCUACACAGCAAGACCUUGUCUCAAACCAACAACUGAAGUAAUUUAAGAGAAACUAUAGUAGGCUGGGUAUAGUGGCUCAGACCUAUAAUCCCGACACUUGGGAGGCUGAGGCAGGAGGAUUAUCAGUCACCAGUACAAGGCCAUCCUGGGCUACACAGUGAGUUCAAAGCCAACCUGAAUUACAGAGUGAGACCAUAUCUCAAAAAAUAAUAAUAAAAUAAAGAAAAAAAAGAUUCCUUCAUCCUCCUCCUUACAGAGCUCUUGUAGAGACCAGAUAGGCUGACUAAGGAAUAAUUCUAGGCUUGGCGGUAGGGCACUGGACAAAUCCCAUUCCCCAUUUGCACAGUGAGGUACUCAGUGUGUGAGGUUCCCUCAAGCUGUGAUAGUCCAAAUUCUACUUCUACCUUUGAGCAACCACAUACUCCUCUCCCAGAAGAUUUCAUUGUAUGGUGCUAGUGCUAACAGUUCUGGUCCCCAGGGUACCAGGGAGAGGGGGAGCAGCUGGUCCUGGCAAAGGGAGGGCCCAGGGCGGGGUCGAAUGGGCUAGAAAGGGAAUGCUGGGUACGCUCAGGGAGGCAGACGAAGCAGGAUUUCAGCCUUCAGUUCCUGCCUGCGUAGGUGGGUGCAGCCAUGGACCCCCUUACGGUAAGAGGCUCUGCACCCCUACCCUCCCCUACCCCAAUCCCAUUCCUAGCUAUGAACAAAAUAAUCAGUUGGCCCAGAGGGGUGGCAGGGAGACCCGGGCUGCUGGCAGGCGGUAGCAUCACCAUGUUGGUGGAGGAGCCCCUGGAGCCCUAAGGCUGGGCCAGAAGACAAGCACAGCAAAGGUGGGAGCGAGUCUCAGAAGAAAGGGUCUGCAGCACUGGGGAAGAAAUGCCCUGCGGAAAGGGGGGGGGGGGCAGUCCAGAAUCCCUCUUGAGUGGAUUCAUCUGGAUCUGCUCUUGAGAGAGGUGAUGAGCAGCUACAAGAUGAAGUCAGCAAGAUGGGAGCUGGGGCCUGGCCAGACCCUGUGCACCUGUUAAACUGCCCUUGCUGUGUGCCCACGUGCGGCCCCAUGGUGUGUGGGUGGGUUCCCAUGAUGUGGAAGUUGAGCUGAGGAAGAGCCCUCCUCUCCCUGUGCCAGACAGGUUUGGCACUUCCUGACAUAGGAAUCUAUACAAUAAAAUGGUGAAUCAGA